UUCAAGCAAUACUAGAAAGCUUAAUGUGCAUCACACAGCACUUGUUGUAUAAAUAUUAACGUACAUUGUUUCCUUUGAUUACUAUAAGAUGCAAUUGAGGGAGACCCAAUCGUUUGCCUUUGGCAAUGCAGUCAAAUCAUUUUGCUGAGCCAAUGAAAAUGCUGGUGAGACAUGAUUUCCACAGACGACCAAAUCACAUGCGGCGGUCAGGAUGGCCUCACCAGUGUCAUCGAAAUAUCACCAUCAAACGUCCUGUCCCUGUCACCAGGAGCAGGUCUUGCUGAUGACGACAAUGAGGUUGUAUCUUCCACUGGUGGUCUUGCCAAUCAGGCUGUUUUAGUCUCGCCCACAAUGUCCAAUGAGACCCUACAGAGCCUUCUAGCCUCACCCUCCCUGCUCCAGUCCCAUGGGCACCUGGGCUUGCUGGACGGCAUCCACAUCAUCCUGCCGGGCCACACAGGCAUGUUCCCUGCACAUGGGACGGACAGCAUGCUACCCAGGAUAUGGCACGUCAUAAACCCGGAUGACGGGAUUAUAACUGUGGCAGGGGAUAGUAUCACAGACCAGGGUGAGACGGAGCCAGGUGAGGUGAGCAGCACGACGGGCCACAUGGAUCUCAUGGACACGACCCCUGAUGACCUCCCAGAGAUGUUGAUGCCUCCGCCCACCCAGCCCCUCCCUGUCGGAUGUCCUUCAUGGGCCGCCAGACUGAAAAAUUGCGAGAAAAUCGGUGACUACUACCGGGGCUACGUUGAUACAGAGGUAGAGAUGGACAUCCUGCUGACGUACCACAAGCAGGCCACGCAGAGCUUCUGGGGCACCCGCCAGUCACCCAGCCCUGCAAAGCAGUCCACACGCUUCAUGUGGAAGUCACAGUACGUCCCCUUUGAUGGGGUGCCGUUUGUGAACGCAGGCAGUCGAGCUGUGGUGAUGGAGUGCCAGUUUGGACCUCGCAGGAAAGGAGGGCUGGCUAAGAAAGCCUUGGAAAUGGAGAACAAUGAAUAUAGGCAAACCUGCCCUGCACGGAUAUACAUUAAAAAAGUAAGGAAGUUUCCAGAAUUCAGAAUAGACCCAAAUUUGGACAAGAGGGCAGCAAAGAUUGCCAUGGACAAAGCAUUCCAUGCACUGAAACAGCAGAACAUAGACAAGAUUGGACAGGACAGGUUCUAUGCACAGUUGCCAACAGUGGCGGCCCAUGAGUUCCACGAGGAGAUAGCAAACCGCUCUGGCAUGCACAUCGGAAUGUCUCAGAGGUCCCAGAGUAAGGAGAGUCAGACACCGCCCGAUAUUGUGUCGGAAACCCAGGAGUUGGAAAACAGAAAGAAACAAAGAUUACAUCCUUUGGUUGCUCAGAAGAUUCGGGACAUUGUUUCCAAUGGGGAAGCACAAGUGUACCAUGUUCGCAGACAAUUACGGAUGUAUGUGUGUCGAGACCUGCUGAGUGCCUCUCCAGACAGCCACAUCUCCCGGCACGACCUCAGCCUGUUUCCCACCAUCACAGACCUGAAGAACCACAUCCAUCAGGCUGUGAAGGACAUCGAGAAUGGCACCCUCCCCCUCACCGCCACAGGACUCAAUCAUGUGAACCUAGACGCUGCUGGCAGCUCUAAUGACAGCCUGAUGACGGACCUGUGGUCUGACAUGACCUCCAUGUCGUCUGGCCCCAUCCCGGAGACUGUGACAGUCACUCUUACACAGGCGCCUGGGGAAGAUGGUGAGCAUGUGAUCUCUCGGAUAGAAACCCACAUGAGCGACGGCAGCACACAGAUCAGUACCACCCUGACACCAGAGACGGCUCAACUUCUGGCACGGCUCAACCCUCACAUGUUCCCGCCUGCAAGUCUUAGUCAGCUUAAGGUACAGUCAGCGGAACAUUCGGGAGGUGUGGACAUUGCAAGACAUGGCCUGGCUCUCACACCAGAUAUGGACCACUCUAAUGCAUUUUCUGGCCUUGACAUACAGGAUUCUGAAACCAAUCUCAGCAAUACAGGUCCAAUAUUGAGUAUCAACAUCCAGCAGAGUGACCCCAUGGUUCCUCCAGAUUCCCAAGUAGACCUCAUGGACAUGAAUACAGACAACGAGGAGGAAGAUUUGUGAUCAUGUUUUAUCUAUGGACAUGAUACAGACAGCAAGGAGGAAAAUUUGUUAUAAUGUUUUUGCUAUGGCUGUGAAUUCAGACAGCGAGGAGGAAGAUUUGUCAUCAUGUUCUGCCUAUGGACAUGAAUGCAGACAGCGAGGAGGUUGAUUUGUGAUCAUGUUCUACCUAUGGACAUGAAGCGAUGAGGAAGAUUUGUGAUCAUGUUCUAUCUUUCAUAAUGGACAUGAAUACAGACAGCAAGGAAGAUUUGUGAUCAUGUUCUACCUAUGGACAUGAAUACAGACAGCAAGGAGGAAGAUUUGUGAUAAUGUUCUACCUUUCAUUAUGGACAUGAAUACAGAGAGCGAGGAGGAAGAUUUGUGAUCAUGUUCUACCUAUGGACAUGAAUACAGAUAGCAAGAGGAAGAUUUGUGCUGAUAUUUUACCUAUGGACAUGAAUACAGACAGCGAGGAGGUAGAUUUGUGUUCAUGUUUAACCUAUGGACAUGAAUACAGACAGCGAGGAGGAAGAUUUGUAAUCAUGACAUCAUGUUCUGCCUAAACAAGCAGCGGCUGUUUUUACUUCAAGUGCAAUGUAUGAUUAAUAUAUUUUUUAUUAAAAGUUACUGUUAUUAGCUGAA
Messenger RNA from Dreissena polymorpha, 2718 nucleotides. RefSeq names its product calcium-responsive transcription factor-like. The record is from RefSeq and is a predicted model, not a curated record. The transcript is spliced from 16 exons. NCBI's taxonomy places the organism in Eukaryota, Metazoa, Mollusca, Bivalvia, Myida, Dreissenidae. Gene Ontology annotation, cellular component: nucleus. Bases 172 to 2097 code for a protein of 641 amino acids. Gene Ontology annotation, molecular function: DNA-binding transcription factor activity, RNA polymerase II-specific; RNA polymerase II cis-regulatory region sequence-specific DNA binding. Gene Ontology annotation, biological process: regulation of transcription by RNA polymerase II.